Messenger RNA from Pteronotus mesoamericanus, 549 nucleotides. It is a transcript of the gene CUNH8orf90, whose product is annotated as chromosome unknown C8orf90 homolog. The transcript is spliced from 2 exons. NCBI's taxonomy places the organism in Eukaryota, Metazoa, Chordata, Mammalia, Chiroptera, Mormoopidae. The record is from RefSeq and is a predicted model, not a curated record. The coding region runs from base 1 to 549 and encodes 182 amino acids.
AUGGCCUCCCCCUGUUCCGGGGAUCCCGGCAAGGCAAGCCUGCCGCCUCCGCCCGUACCUCCUCCCGGUCCCGUCACGCCCCAGGAGAUCCGCUUCCCCGACAUCUACGGCGGGGACACGCAGCUCUGGGAGGCGCACUUCCGCGGCAUCGGGCGCGCCUACCGCGCUCUGGGCAAGGAGGACGACUUCGCCAUCCGCGUGCUCACGGAGGACUUCACGCUGCCCUUUCCGUUUGCCUGGCCGCCGGGACCCGAUCCUGCCCACGGGCCGCUCUUCUAUGACCCGCGCGACCGCGCCGGCUUUGACUUCCUGCUGCGGGGCCCGGGCGCCCCGCCCCCUGCGCUGCUGCGGCCCCUGCACAGCACCGCGCAGGCGGCCCUGCGCAAGCGGCGCCUGGAGCGCCUGGCCCUGAGCUACGCGCAGGCGGGCGCCGGCCAGCGGCCUGGCCUCCUGUUCCUGGCACCGGGGCCCGCCGCCAGCAGCACCUUCAAGGGGCCAACGGGGUCUGAGCCUGCCACCCCGAGGGGGGGCACCCCCAGACUUGGCUAG